CAAGCUAGAGAAACUAGCUAUGGAGAAACACAUUCUAUUUUCUCUAAUAUUCUUUAUAGUCGUCUUGACGAUACCAUGUACUACUUCCCAACUACAUGCAUGUUACCAGAAUGACCCUAAGACCAGCACCUAUGGUUUUUGUAACACUUCUUUAUCUUAUACAGACAGAGCAAAAGACUUGGUAUCACGCUUAAGUCUCCAAGAAAAAGUGAAACAACUAGUUAACUCAGCAACAGGCAUUUCCAGGCUUGGUGUGCCAGCUUACGAAUGGUGGUCUGAGGCGCUACAUGGGGUCUCAAAUACGGGGCCUGGAGUACGUUUCAAUGCGACAGUGCCUGGAGCCACCAGUUUCCCUGCUGUCAUCCUUUCAGCUGCUAGUUUUAAUGUUUCAUUAUGGUACACAUUAGGCCAGGUUGUAUCGACUGAGGCACGGGCCAUGCACAAUGUUGGCCUGGCUGGAUUGACCUAUUGGAGCCCCAAUGUGAAUGUGCUUAGGGACCCCAGAUGGGGCAGAGCUCAAGAAACACCAGGUGAAGACCCUCUUGUGGUCUCCAAAUAUGCCGUUAACUAUGUCCGAGGCUUGCAAGAAGUCGAUGGAGAAGACUAUUUCAGCAGUCAAAACAGGCUUAAAGUCUCCAGCUGUUGUAAACAUUACACUGCUUAUGAUCUUGAUAACUGGAAGGGCAUUGACCGAUUUCAUUUUGACGCCAAGGUGACAGCGCAGGAUAUGGAGGAUACUUUCCAGCCACCAUUUAAAAGCUGCGUAGAGGAGGGUCAUGUUAGCAGUGUAAUGUGCUCAUACAAUCGUGUGAAUGGAAUUCCAACUUGUGCUGACCCAAAAUUGCUCAAGGGAGUGAUCAGAGAUCAAUGGGGUCUAGACGGAUACAUUGUCUCAGAUUGUGAUUCUAUUGAAGUGUACUAUGAUAAAAUACGCUAUACUCGCACACGGGAGGAUGCAGUUGCCCUUGCUUUGAAAGCAGGUCUGAACAUGAAUUGUGGGGAUUAUCUAGGAAAGUACACAGAGAAAGCAGUGAAUUUGAGCAAGGUGGACAUGUCUACUGUUGAUCAGUCAUUGAUAUAUAACUAUAUUGUACUAAUGAGGCUUGGAUUCUUCGAUGGUGAUCCAAAAGUGCAACCAUUCGGAAACCUUGGACCAUCUGAUGUGUGUACCGAAGGUCAUCAAUCCUUGGGAAUUGAAGCUGCAAAACAAGGGAUAGUUUUGUUAGACAACAAUGGUGUACUUCCUCUGUCGCCAAGCACCAUUAAGAACUUGGCUCUUAUAGGUCCGAAUGCUAAUGCCAGUGGAACGAUGCUUAGUAUCUAUGCAGGGGUACCUUGCCGCUUCACUACCCCUUUACAGGGAAUGAAGAAGUAUUUAUCAAACAUAACAUAUGAGCCAGGAUGUGCAAAUGUUCAAUGCACUGAUGCAAGCCAAAUCGAGGCAGCAGCGAAGGCUGCAGGUGCGGCUGACAAUGUGGUGCUUGUUGUAGGGCUCGAUCAAUCCAUCGAGAGAGAAUCAUUGGACAGAGUGAACUUGACAUUGCCAGGAUUUCAAGAAAAGCUUGUAACAGACGUGGCUAAGGCAACGAACGGAUCAGUCAUUCUAGUAAUUAUGUCAGCCAGUCCUAUUGAUGUCACCUUUGCCAAGAAUAAUAGAAAGAUUGGGGCAAUUUUGUGGGUUGGCUAUCCUGGUCAAGAUGGUGGUGAUGCCAUUUCUCAAGUCCUCUUUGGAGAUUAUAAUCCAGGUGGGAGGUCUCCUUUCACUUGGUAUCCUCAGGAAUAUGUUGACAAAGUGCCAAUGAGCGACAUGAACAUGAGAGCAAAUUCUAGUAGAAACUUUCCUGGAAGAACUUACAGAUUCUACAAUGGAAAACCAAUCUAUACAUUUGGCCAUGGACUAAGCUACUCGACCUUUUCCUCAUUCAUAAUUUCGGCGCCUUCCACCAUUGUCAUAAAACCAAAGAAAAGAUAUGUCUCAGAUACCAACUUAACUGCCCAAGCCAUUGAUAUUUCAACCAUGGAUUGCCAGAAUGUAGGGAUAAACAUCACAGUUGGGGUCAAGAAUAAUGGCAAAAUGGAUGGAUCCCAUGUUGUCCUAGUGUUCUGGAAGCCGACUAAUAUGACUGGAGCGCCUAAUAUACAGCUGGUGGGAUUUGGAAGAGUCUGGGUGAAGAAAGGGAAGACAGAAACAGUGACAAUAAAAUUGGAUGUGUGCAAGGAUUUCAGCUUAGCUGAUGCACAUGGGAAGAGGAAGAUAGUCUCAGGGCUACAGACUAUAAUGGUUGGUUCUUCCAGUGAGCGCCAAGUUAGGCAUCAGUUUAACAUAAGGGUGGCUACAAAAGAAGAAGCUAAGAUGGAGCUGUAAUUUAUGUCUUAUUCUUAACAGACAUGCAUAUAUAUACAAUGUGUUUAAAGUAGCUGGUGCACACCAAUGUUAGUCUUAGAAGAGAGGAGUGCUUAUAUCUAGAUAUCUGUGAAAUGGGAAGUAUACUAGAUAGAAGAUCAUUGCUGACAUCUAUGAAAUAGCAAAUUAAUGUAGUGCAAUAUCUAAUAAAAUUAUAACUUGUGAUUUCUAUUGUA
Lycium ferocissimum is the source of this 2580-nucleotide messenger RNA. RefSeq names its product probable beta-D-xylosidase 5. Gene Ontology annotation, biological process: arabinan catabolic process; xylan catabolic process. Gene Ontology annotation, molecular function: xylan 1,4-beta-xylosidase activity; alpha-L-arabinofuranosidase activity. The record is from RefSeq and is a predicted model, not a curated record. The transcript is spliced from 5 exons. NCBI's taxonomy places the organism in Eukaryota, Viridiplantae, Streptophyta, Magnoliopsida, Solanales, Solanaceae. Gene Ontology annotation, cellular component: plant-type cell wall. The coding region runs from base 20 to 2365 and encodes 781 amino acids.